AUGUCUGUUCCAGACUCACUGCUGUACCUGUAUCAUCACAAUUAUUCCCACCAGCUGUGUGCAGGGGAUGUGAUCAGCCUCGGAGACCGACAGCUGACCGUCAUGCACAUGCCUGGUCAUUCAAGAGGAAGUAUUUGCUUACACGAUAAAGAGAGGAAGAUCUUGUUCAGCGGCGACGUGGUGUACGAUGGGUCCAUGAUUGACUGGCUUCCCUACAGCAGAGUGAGCGACUACGUGGUGAGCUGCCAGCGCCUCAUGGAGCUAGUGGACAGAGGUCUCGUGGAGAAGGUCCUGCCUGGGCACUUCAACAUGUUUGGGGCAGAGAGGCUGUAUCGGUUAGCUUCCGACUACAUUUCCCAAGCUGGGGUCUGUCACAAGGUUUCUACUUGUGCCAUGAGAUCUCUUGCAAGCAUAGCUCUUCGCAUGACGAAUUCAAGAGUCACUUCGUAG
Messenger RNA from Opisthocomus hoazin, 450 nucleotides. The record is from RefSeq and is a predicted model, not a curated record. Lineage: Eukaryota; Metazoa; Chordata; Aves; Opisthocomiformes; Opisthocomidae.